Sabethes cyaneus is the source of this 5926-nucleotide messenger RNA. It is a transcript of the gene Snap25, whose product is annotated as synaptosomal-associated protein 25. Gene Ontology annotation, cellular component: plasma membrane; SNARE complex. Gene Ontology annotation, molecular function: syntaxin binding; SNAP receptor activity. Gene Ontology annotation, biological process: synaptic vesicle priming; synaptic vesicle fusion to presynaptic active zone membrane; exocytosis. The transcript has 8 exons. The coding region runs from base 214 to 855 and encodes 213 amino acids. The record is from RefSeq and is a predicted model, not a curated record. Lineage: Eukaryota; Metazoa; Arthropoda; Insecta; Diptera; Culicidae.
CGUCAAUACGGAUAUUUUGACUCAUCGAUUCAAACGAUUCAAACCCCUACGUUACUAACCCGAGCGAAUUCAUAGGAGGUUGUUUGCUGAGUUGUGCGGGUGUUUCUGUGAUUUCGAAGAGAAAAAAAAAGUUUUUGCAAAAUAGGUAUUCGAUUUGGAAGUCGAUUUAAAACGUCUCGUUGCAAAAUCACGAAACUAUCAAUCUAAUCAAGAAUGCCGGCUGCAGUUCCCGCAGAAAAUGGGGCCGGUGUCCCAAAAACAGAGUUGCAAGAGUUGCAGCUCAAACAACAGCAGGUGGUGGAUGAGUCUCUUGACAGUACACGACGUAUGUUGGCGCUAUGCGAAGAGAGCACUGAAGUGGGAAUGCGUACCAUCGUUAUGCUGGAUGAGCAAGGAGAGCAACUGGACCGCAUUGAGGAGGGUAUGGACCAAAUAAAUGCCGACAUGCGAGAAGCCGAAAAGAAUCUCAGCGGAAUGGAGAAAUGCUGCGGCAUUUGUGUACUACCAUGCAAUAAGAGCGCAUCUUUUAAGGAAGACGACGGAACUUGGAAAGGUAACGACGAUGGUAAAGUUGUGAACAAUCAACCACAAAGAGUUAUGGACGACCGUAAUGGACUAGGACCACAAGCCGGUUACAUUGGAAGAAUAACCAACGACGCGCGUGAAGACGAGAUGGAAGAAAACAUGGGACAGGUUAAUACAAUGAUCGGUAAUUUGCGAAACAUGGCCCUGGAUAUGGGAUCUGAACUCGAAAAUCAGAACAGACAAAUUGACAGAGUCAAUCGUAAGGGCGAUGAAAACACUACCAGACUUGAAGAAGCUAGCAAACGGGCUGGUCAGCUGUUGCGAAGCUAGCACGGAAAGAUAACCAUCGUUUUCGUUGAAUUUUGUUGUUUUGACAUUUUUUUUGAAACAUGCAGUUUAGUUUGCGAUGCACAUCACAUGUUACAGAUACAGGCAAUACUACUCGUAAUGGCAUAUUUGUCCUACGGCAUGUAUAUAUUUGGGACAAAUAUGAAUCGAAGUGUAGCAAUACACUUUGAAGAAAAGAAAAAACCUGUGCGAUCUAAAAUAAAAACUUUUGUUUCAUUUGUAACUUCCUGGCGAUUAUUUCCAAUGAACAAACAUUUGUUUUUUCGUGUUUUAUUUGUCCGCAUAUGACGAUACAGAAACCUACGGCUUAUUGAAAAGCGAACCAUAUCAAAUUCAAAAAUAUAUCUUUUAAACUGAUGUCACAUAAUAAUGCAUCUUUUUCGCAGUAGCUCGCCGUUGGCACCGAAAUCCACACUAAUAACCUUCUUAUUCUGAUACUCUAUUGAUAUUGUAAGCUUAAGAUCGUCAAGAAGUGCGAAUCUGUUGAUUGAGAUUAGUCUCGAAUCUGCUUCUAAUGGGAGUAAGUCUCUAUCAAACAGAAUAAUGCUAGCAAUAAUAGUAAAGAAAACACAAAUGUGAUAUUUCAACAUAAAACUUAACGACUUGUAUAACAAAGAAUAGUAAUAUGUGCUUGAAAAAGACUUCCAGUUAUUUUAUGUAUGAUUAUUCAUAUUACGACACAACUUCAUUUGGUGGAAUUUGCAAAAGAAAUAGAUUAACAUCAAAUUAUGUGAUUGACCAGUAUACUUUUGAAACUGGCUAAUUGUUUAUUUUAUCUGAUUAAUCUCUGGCAUCGUAAAGAUAGCAGUUGCUAUCAUAGUAUGGGAAGUAACUUACCGAGCAAAAUGUAAAUUUGUCUGUCGUGGGUAGACCUCUUAUAGUAUCCUUAAUUUCUGAGUCUUUUCCUAUAUUUUAUAGCCCUAGCCUCUCCUAUGACACAUCCAAAUUUCCACAUAAAUAGGAUAUUUCAAUGUAAAUUAAAAGAUUGAAUUGACUAUCUUAAUUUACAGUCCUUCAGUCGAAAUGUUUAACCAAAUUGCAUUCAUUCAAGUUUUACUGGUCAUACCAAUGUUGCCUUAGUAUUUUCCAAUUGGUCGAUACAGUAAAAUAACCUAAAAAUUGAGUAAACUUCACUUCAAAACACGACGGUUCGGAAAGGUUGACUUGUAGCUCAUCUAAUGAUCAUACAUAUGCUCAAAAUAUGCCAAUGACACAUUCCGCGGGCCGGUAUACCAAUCAGACAUUUUAUAAAACAUGCUUUUUGCAUUGUUGAUUAUUUUUCCAUGAUUUGGCAAUGUUUGAACCUUUCAAAACUGCCGUAACUGGUAUUCUAGCAUUUUCGAAAGUUAUAUAAAACGUGUAUCGAAAAUAAAUGAAAUUUACAAGAAAAAAAUGAUUUUUCGUGAUAUUUUUGAAAAUGCUGCUACAGUGCGCUAAAACUUUUCAUAAUAUCACUUGUUUUCGACCAACUUACAAGGGAAUAUAUGCUGAAUCCAUUCCAAAAAUAGUUUGGAUGUAAUUUUGCAGUUAUUUUGUAUUUCAAGUGGAUGAAAUAGGGCCAUUUUCUUGCGUUGUAACGUCACGAAAAAGGCGUACUUUUUCGCUUUCGCAGAAAAGUACAAAUUCGAACAAUCUAAUAAUCCGUAUGCUCUUUGUACUCAAAAAUACCUUUAAAACGGUGCCUAAAGAAUGAUGAUAAGUAAAGUAGAACCUAAGUUACAACUGAUUGAAACUCGCGUUGUAACGUCACGGCGGUCAGCCGGACGGAUUCAAAACAAGUGAGACAUAAGUAAUAACAUCAAAACCUUAAGGCAUUGCAUAAAAGUUGCUUCAGAAAAGUUUCUUCAUUUAAAAAGCACUUGCUAGUGGUGAAAAAAUAUUCGGACAUUAGGGUGUCCUCAAGCAGAUACAAAAAAUAUUUUCUCUAUUUUAAGUCAGAAAUGAUAGCUGUCUACAGAACAUUUGAAGAAAAACUAAUUUCAAGAAACUUCAUUGAAUGCUGAAAAUUUCUAUUUCUUGCAUGAAAAAAGUUAUAGAGCCAAACUCUUAGGGACACCCUCAAAAACAGGGUUUUCGAUCUAGUUCUUUAAUAACGCUUCGUACACCUUUUAGAUGUUCUAAUAAAUUUUUAAUCAAAUUAAAUUGCACAUUUUCGUCGAAGAUACUAGAACUCUAUCUUUUUCCCUUUAGGAGCUAUCCCUUGUUUCUUUCAUUUCGACAUGUUCACCUACGGUUGCCUUCAUAAUACCUUUUUUUUUAGAUAUUCCUCAGUGUUCUGUCCUAUAUUGUACAUGGUGGAAUACAGCAUAAAUUGACUCACAAAAACAAGUGAGAUUAGCUGCUUAUAGCUGCUUUUCCCCGAGAUACAGUACAUUAAAGAGUACAUGUAAAAAUAAAAAAGCCAGUAAUAGCUUCUAAAGGGAAAAAGAUAGAGCCUACUAUUUUCGACAAAAAUGUGCAAUUUAAUUAGAUUACCAAUUUAUUAGAACAUUUUCAAGCCAUACGAAGCGUUAUUAAAGAACUAGAUCGAAGAAAAAAAAACUAUUUUUGAGGGUGUCCCUAAGAGUUUGGCUCUAAAACUUUUUUCAUGUACGAAAUAUAAAUCUUCAGUAUUCAACAAAGUUUCUUAAAAUUAGCUUUUAUACAAAUGUUUUGCAGAAAGCUAUCAUUUCUGACUUAAAAUAGAGAAAAUAUUUUUUGUAUCUGCUUGAGGACACCCUAAUGUCCGAAUAUUUUUUCACCACUAGAAAGUGCUUUUUAAAUGAAGAAACUUUUCUGAAGCAACUAUUAUGCUAUGUCUUAAGGUUUCGAUGCUAUUACUUAUGUCUCACUUUCUUAGCAUCCCACCCACUGCGCGACGUAAUUUGUGAACAACCCCACAAUUACGUAGGCGAAAUAGUGAAAGACAAAUUAACAACACAUUUUUGGAUUAUCCCUUAUGUGCAGAGGGCAGCAACAGCGAUAAUUAACGAAUAUUAAAUGAACAGAUUUUUCAUGACGUUACAACGGAGCUACGACCCUCUCUGUGCAAAGCAGAGCGUUGUAACGUCACGAAAAGUAAAAGCUGUUUAAAAAUUAACUUCACUAACUAUCGGAAUUCUGAAAACGGCAAGUUGUUCAGUAUUCAUCUCUUAUCAAAUCAUAGAAGAAAAUCUUUAGAUAAAAUUUGAAAGAGAGCAGAAUUUUCAUGUUUUUUGACAGAAGAACCAAAAGACGUAUUUCUGGCGCGUUGUAACGUCACGCUACAUAUUUGCUUUCCAAAACAAUCUGGGCAAAGCAAAUGCUAUUAAUUUGUUCACUUUUAAUAGGAAAUUUUAUGCUCUUUCCAAAUAUAUAAUAAUAUUUGGGGGUUUCUCAACGAUUUUCCCAGCUAAAACAUAAAUACUGUGCAAAGAAAAGUCAAAACAUUGUAACGUCACGGCGGAAUGUGUCCAAUAUCUUCUAAACUUAUUGAUUAUUCAUGCUAUACAUGAAAGGUGUCUUGAACAUGUUAUCAAUCACUUAAUUACAGACACAAGCUAGUAAACUUAAUCAAUGUCAAAUAUUCAAUAAAUUGCCAAAAAGCAUAUGUACUUAUUUUUAUAACAACGCAUCUGGCAUAUAUUGAGAGAUCAAAUUUAAAUAUCUUCAAUACAUCUGCUAGAAUCAUUUUUCGUUUCCUCUUGAACUGUAUUUAUUAACAUAGAUUCAAUAAAAGUGUUCAAACUGUGUAUUAUACAACACAAAUUAUUGACAGUAUUCGAUUUGAGCGACCAAUACUGCGCUUUGAAUUUCGUAUUCGUCGUAUUGUAUUUCGUCACUUGUCAACUCGAGCAUAAUGGUGAGAAUAGUGCACUCCUUUCAAUAUCAAACUAUUAUUACGUUUCGUGGUAGUCUGAAAAGAUUCAAAUAAUCAUGGCUGGGGCCGCGUCUAUACCCUUACUAAUAAUUGCAUUACACUCAAGAUUUAUAUGAAGGUGGCUUAAUGCCUUUGGUUAAUUGCAGUCAACAUCAAAGAGAUUUUGAGUUCGUUUUACCCCAAUGUCCCUGUUGUUGUCUCUGAGACAUUUAUUGAUUUUGCAUACUUCAACUACAGGAUAUGAAGAGAUUUGCUGAUACAACCCACUCCCGACUUGCUCUUACUUCACAUAAUAGCUAACAUCCAUUAAAGUACGGAUGAGUUUCGCUAGUUCGGUUUUUGGUUACUCGAACCAUGAUUUUUAUUUUUAAAACAACUUGAAAAAGCUGUGUGACUUUAAUUCAAACUGUGGAUAAUAAUAAUUUUAAGUCGCCUGGCCUGGUACUUAGCCCAACAACCGUAUCGCACACAAGCUGAAACAAUGUGUCAAAAGUUUAGAGUACACUUUGCGCAAGAAUCGUAACUUAACACAAAUGCGUUGAGACGUUGCGUUAUUGCCAGCAAUAGUAGAAUAUCUUAGGCUGAAAUAACCAAUAUAUUGGCUUAUUGAUCUACUGAAAAAGAUGAAACACACAAAACAAGAAAGUAAAAAGUAAAUCUAUCACUUUGAAAUAUAUUCAUCUCUUGUUGUCUUUGAAAACUCUAUGUGUGUUGUAGAAAUCCAAACCCCUUCUAACAAAAGCAAAACAAGUUUUAGUUGAAAUAUUUUACAUUAUUUUUAUUUCAAUUUUGCAUCCUAAUAUUGGUAAGACCGUUAAUCAAUCUACCGAGCCAACUCCAAGACAACUGAGUUUCCUCCCAGAUUCAAAAGCACAUGUCUAUUUUUUUGUACUCUAAAAGCAUUCUGUUCAAACACAUGCGAACAAACGAAGAAAAUAGUCAGGGAAAAAUGUUUAGUCGUAUUUAUCUCACGAAAGUUUACGAGGAUCCCGUCUUGCGCGGUCUCCAAAUAUAGUUUAUUCACGGGAAUUUAAACGUUUCCAUCAUUAUUUAACUAUUCCAACUAUCAUUGUAAUAUAUUAUUUUUGUUAUUCUGUGAACAUAUGUAACGAACAAAACGCGAAGAAAAAAUUUUAGGAGAGAAAAAUAAUGCAUCAAAUAAAAUUAGAAUAGUUAUAUUGAUAAUAUGGUUAAUAUUUUUCAAAUGUAUUAAUA